AUGACUGCUGAACCACCAAGAAUGACCAUCUCAGAACGUCGAGCAACUUAUCCUUUACAGGAACGCAUAAAAAUAUACAAUCCCGAUACAAUGGCACGCAAGCUAAAUCAAUUAGACAAGCAGCCCAAUAAAUUAGUUGUUCAUGGUGUAAAUAUCCUCAACAAAAUCAGCAUCGAUAGCGAUACUGCUAUGAAUCGCAUCAAACAAAGAAGAGAAACUCACAAUCGAGUAGAGAGAAGACGCAGAGAUAACUUGAACACACUUGUAAAUGAACUUUCUGAUCUUGUGCCAAGAAGUUCCAUAGAAAAGAGUGGAGGCGAAAAGUGCCAUCGGGCCAAAGUGCUACGAUAUGCUAUCGAAUACAUUCAGACUAUCCAGCAAGAAAAUGAGCAAUUGCGCCAGCAAUUAGGGUUAUCUGCUGCUUCCACACCUCCAUCACCAUCAGCAUCCUCGCCACAAUCUACGUCGUGCUCCUCGGCGGAGGAUUCCGAUACCCUGCCCAUCCCAAAGACAGCUAUGCUUUAUGAUGGCCAUUUCUAG
Molecule: messenger RNA, 540 nt
Organism: Mucor velutinosus
Lineage: Eukaryota; Fungi; Mucoromycota; Mucoromycetes; Mucorales; Mucoraceae
Exons: 2
Coding region: 1-540 (179 amino acids)
Biological process (GO): regulation of transcription by RNA polymerase II
Molecular function (GO): RNA polymerase II cis-regulatory region sequence-specific DNA binding; DNA-binding transcription factor activity, RNA polymerase II-specific; protein dimerization activity
Source: RefSeq, a predicted model, not a curated record